Messenger RNA from Danio rerio (zebrafish), 2742 nucleotides. It is a transcript of the gene nop2, whose product is annotated as NOP2 nucleolar protein homolog (yeast). Gene Ontology annotation, cellular component: nucleolus. Gene Ontology annotation, biological process: RNA processing. The record is from RefSeq and is marked validated. Lineage: Eukaryota; Metazoa; Chordata; Actinopteri; Cypriniformes; Danionidae. Gene Ontology annotation, molecular function: S-adenosylmethionine-dependent methyltransferase activity; methyltransferase activity; RNA methyltransferase activity.
ACAUGUGCGCGAGUUCACAGCAGUAUGAGUGGCACAUGUUCUCUGGUAACUUUAGUACAUUAAAGCCUCUAUAUAUUUACUGAGUGUUCUAAAGAAGAGUCGGAAAAUUUGAGGAACGCGGUUUUGUUAAACUCAGUGCUGUAGCACAACCUUAUAAGUGUCAAGCAUGGGAAGGAAGUUGGAUCCCACUAUUAAGGUGAAAAGAGGACCAGGACGUAAGGCCAGGAAACAGAAAGGAGCAGAAACUGAGCUCUCCAAGUUUUUGGCUGAUGAUGAGGGGCCAAAAAAACUUUCAAGCAGAGCAAGGAAACGAGCUGCAAAGAGAGCCCAGGUUACCAAUCAGCUCAAAGAGCCUAAACAAGAGGAAAAGCCCAAAAAAGGUUUUUCUGAUGAGAAUAAAGAGUGGCUGAAACCUGCACAGAGGAAGCGAAAGAUUGAACAAUCUGAGGAAGAUGAGGAUAGUGACAGCCAAUGGGAAGAUGAUGAUGAUGAUGAUGAUGAUGAUGUCGAUAAUGAGCAGACAUUUGAUCACAAGGAUAUAAAGAAUGAAGAUGAUGAUGAUAAAGAUAUGGUUGAUGACUAUGGUGCUGAUGAAGGUGAUGAAAAAGACAGCGAUGGAGAAGAGCUGCUGCCUAUAGAAAAAGCUGCAAGAAAACAGAAAAAACAAACAAGCAUGAAACCAGAAAGUGAUGAUGAUGAUGACGAGGAGGAGGAGGAGGAGGAUGACGAUGAUUACAAAGAAGAGGAAAAGGAUGAUAGUGAGGAGGAGGAAGAGGAUACUGUUCAAGCAAAUAUUGAUACCACAGAAAAAUUCAAACUUCCUGGUGCUGCAGACAGAGCUAAGGAGGGUCUUUUACCGAUGGACCUGAAGACCAUCCAUCAGAGGAUUAAAGAUAAUGUGGACGUACUGUCUAACUUCAAUGAGAAGAGAGAAGAAGGCAAGGAGAGAUCUGAGUAUCUGUCUCUACUACGUGCCGACCUCUGCACUUAUUACAGCUACAACCAGUUCCUCAUCAGCAAACUCAUGGAUCUUUUCUCUCUUUCUGAGCUGAUUGAUUUUCUUGAGGCCAAUGAAGUUCAUAGGCCGGUCACCAUCAGAACCAAUACCCUAAAAACCAGGAGGAGAGACCUGGCUCAGGCUCUGAUUAACAGAGGAGUAAACCUGGAUCCAUUGGGGAAAUGGUCAAAAGUGGGGCUGGUUAUCUAUGACUCCUCUGUUCCCAUAGGAGCAACUCCUGAAUAUUUGGCAGGCCAUUACAUGUUACAAGGCGCAUCUUCUUUUUUGCCUGUAAUGGCUCUGUCUCCCCAGGAGGGGGAGUCCGUGUUGGAUAUGAGCGCCGCUCCUGGAGGCAAGACCACUUAUAUGGCUCAGCUCAUGAGGAAUACUGGCAUGAUCGUGGCUAAUGACGCAAAUGUAGACAGACUGAAGAGUGUGGUGGGAAACAUCCAUCGCCUCGGUGUCACCAACGCUGUCAUAUGCAACUAUGACGGCAGACAGUUCCCAAAGGUAAUGGGAGGAUUCGACAGAGUGCUUUUGGAUGCUCCUUGCUCAGGUACUGGAGUCAUUUCCAAAGAUCCAGCAGUGAAAACCGGCAAGGAUGAGGCUGAUAUUCUUCGUUCAGCUCAUUUGCAGAAGGAGCUCAUUCUGUCUGCUAUCGACUCUGUCAAUGCUGAUUCUCAGACUGGUGGAUACCUUGUUUACUGCACAUGCUCUAUUAUGGUGGAAGAGAAUGAGUGGGUGGUAGAUUAUGCUUUGAAGAAGAGAAAUGUUAAGCUUGUCCCCACUGGAUUGGACUUUGGCAAAGAGGGAUUUACCAGAUUCAAAGAGAAACGUUUCCAUCCUUCUCUUAAACUGUCUCGACGAUUCUACCCUCACUCUCACAACAUGGAUGGGUUUUUUGUGGCCAAGCUAAAGAAGCUGUCUAACACCAUCCCUACUGCUCCAAAAGAAACAGAAAAUCAAGAAGAAUCACUUGUAAUGGAGACUGCAGCUUCAUCAGAGAUGAAAGAACAGAAGCCUGCUUCAACUCCAGAAAAAAGCAGCUUUGAAAAGAAACAGAAAUUGAAUCCUCAAACAUCCAAGCCACUCAUCGUUAAAAAGAAAGCUGAGAAUAAAAAAACUGGCCCCAAAAAAGCCAAAAUUGCCAAGCUGGAUAGUGAAGCUGCAAAAAAGUUUGAGAAACCUAGCAAAAAACAGAAGGGAAAGCAAAUGAAUGGCAAUCCAACAACAGAGGGGAUAAAGGAGAAGAAAGAGGGCAGUCCAUUCAAGAAGAAAGAAAACAAAACCAAAAAGAAGAACCUGCUGAAGAAAAAGAAGAACAGAAUGGGGAAAAACAAAUUUAAGAAGUUAAAAAGUAUGCUUGGACAGCAAGAAAGUGGCCAGUGAACUUUAGUCAUCUGACAGUAAAUUGACAUGGACCUAUAUGCUCAGGACUGGGAUCUGUCAGUGGUUUGACCCAAGACAGUAAGUUAAACCAGUCCCAGCUUGCUGUUGGGGACUCAAAGAUCAUUCUUUAGUAACUUACACAGUGAAUUUGUGUAUUUAUACUGCUUUUCAAGACUGUCAACCUUACUGAUUCACCAAGAAGGUUACUUCAACCUUCUUGUGAUAUAAAUGUCAUAAAUGUAAAUGUCAUUGUCUGCUUUUGAUUCGUAAACGAAGAAACAUUUAACAGAAAUGCUGCAAAGAAUGUGAUAUGCCAGUUUUUUUCAUUACACUUAUUAAAAAAAAAGUAAAAAAUA